AUGGCUCCACGGAAAAUGCCUGGGGGGCAUAGUCCCCAGACUGAGAACCAAUGCAUUACAGGAAAUGAUUACCGUUUUCAUUAUGCUGUCAUUUCCUUGGCUGUAGUCGCAACGUCUGUCGCGGUCCCCCAAGGCUAUAACCUAGCAGCGCCCUCCGGAAGAGGAUUUUCCCAUGGCUCUCAAGGUGGAGGAGGAUCCUUUGGUAGUGGAGGCAGAGGAUUCUCGGACGGUGGAGGAAGAUUUUCAGCCAAUGGAGGAAGUGGAAUCUCCGGCGGUGGAGGUGAAUUUUCGAGUGUCGCAGGUUCUUCAGCUGGACAAGGUUAUGGGGAAGGAGGUUCCGGAGGAGUCUGCAGAGAAGGAGAGAUCUUGCACGUAGAUGGAUCGUGCGUCGUUCCCAUCGUUACAAGAAAUGUGUUCGUUUAUGAUGCUCCCGAACAGCCUCAAGGGGAAAGCGGUCCACCACCAAGUAUUCCACCACCGAGGGUUGAUCACAACAUCCUGUUCGUACGCAUUCCUGAAGAAGGUCCAGGACCCGAACCUAUCAUUGUUCCACCACCAAAACAGGAAAACGUUGUGUAUGUCUUGAACAAGAGCGGAGGUGACGGAGGACAACGCGUGAUCGAGGUAACAGCUGCUCCUCCUUCAAAUCCUGAGGUAUAUUUCGUCAACUAUGAAGAAGGAGAAAAUCCAACCCUUCCUAUUGGAGUGGAUCUUCAGACUGCUCUCCAGGCAGCUGCUGAAGCAGGUGGCCAGGUCAUCGGAGGUUCCGAUGGUGCUGGAGGAGGAAAUGGCAGUGGUUCUGGAGGUAGUUCCAGUGGUGCUGGAGGAUUUGGAGGUGGUUUCGGUGGUGCUGGAGCAUUCGGAGGCGGUUCCGGUGGUGCUGGAGGAUUUGGAGGCGACUCCGGUGGUGCUGGAGGAUUUGGUGGAAGUUCCGGUGGUGCUGGAGGAUUUGGUGGUAGCGGAAGUGGUGCUAGUGGUUUUGGUGGUAGUGGAAUUGUCGUUGGAGGUUUCGGUGGUAGUGCAGGUAGCGGAAGGGGUUCAGGCAGUGGUCUGUAUGGUCCUCCAUCUUAA
Messenger RNA from Penaeus chinensis, 1071 nucleotides. Its product is annotated as pupal cuticle protein 36-like. The transcript is spliced from 2 exons. Bases 1 to 1071 code for a protein of 356 amino acids. The record is from RefSeq and is a predicted model, not a curated record. Lineage: Eukaryota; Metazoa; Arthropoda; Malacostraca; Decapoda; Penaeidae.